AACCAUUUAAUCAAAAAGUCUUGUAUUCUAAAUAUCGUGUUACGAUACACCGAAAGAGAUCUCUGUUCCUGAGGAGCCAAUUCCUCCUCUGCUUUCGACACAAGCAGUCUCAACCGCCCAGCAGAUUUGUCUUGACGAAGAAGCUGACUUGGAAGUAUACAACGAAGAAACCUUCCAUUCGCAAUCCAAGUUAUCGCUUGCCCAGUAGCGGCGAACCCGAAUAGUUGAUUAUAUGAAUCAUUGGCGGUGCUCAACUGCUUUGAUAUGGAAGAUUCCUGACGAGAUUCUCGGCCUCAUAUUUGACUAUCUUUGUGAUGUCGGGCCUCGGGUAUACAGAAUGUCUCGGGUGCCGAUAUCGUUGCGGUUGAGCGCGGUUUGCUCACACUGGCGAUUUAUCAUGCUUUCGACUCCAUGGUAUUGGACCAAGAUUUCCGUGAGAUGCACUUCGACUUGGGGUAUUCGACCCGAAUUUCAUUUGCUUCAACUAUUCCUUGAACGGUCCAAAGAAAACCUAUUGGACUUGAAAGUUUCAUUCCCUAUCAGUGGAUAUCAUACGCAGGAACUCAUUCUGCAGCUUUUCAAAACUCAGGCAGCACAGGCUCACCGAUGGAACUCACUCGAAAUUUUUGCAACGCAAUCCAAGCACCUGUGUCUCCUGCGUCAUCCAUACAUCUCGUCAUGUCCCGAACUCACGAGUCAGACCUUGAGAGGGAUCUUGGACUCUCAGGAGGAACCUCCCAUGAACUUUGUACCAAUGCCCAAGCUGAAAUCCUUCAUUCCUAGGGUGUUCAAUCGCCCACUCCGUCCAGAUUCAAGCUUCCCAUGGCACCAACUCACAAAGUUGAGUCUUGACUGUUGGUCUCUCAGUGAUCUUAGCUUUGUGGGACUUUGCAAAAAUUUGCUUCAUUUACGUAUUUCAGUCGAUUACGACAGUGAAAUGACGCUUCCCCGUGUCCCAAAAGCCCCGGUGCCAUCAGCACUUGAACAAUUACGAACGUUGACCUUGGUCUUGUCACCAUCUGAACCAAAGACUCGGUUUGUGGAAAUCGUCUUAGACUUGGUUGCAAUGCCAGCCUUAGCUCAUUUAGAGGUUGAAGGUGAUACAUCUGAACAAGCUGAUCAUGGUGCUGCUGAUUGGCCUUCUGGGAUAAUGGGUGCCCUUGAUUGAAAGAGAUUUAUUCCCCCUGACGACACUUGCUAUUCACAACAUCAGCAUUUCUGAAAACGACCUCACUACCUUUCUUCGAAAAGCCCCAUCCCUUAUGACCCUCAGUAUACAGGAGGCUCAGUUUGAAGGGUCAUUCGAAAAACAGAUCUCCAGCCCUAUAUCCAUCAACUUUAUGCGAUCUCUUUGGGCCGUCUCCGGCGAAGAACACUCGUCUACGGAGGCACAGCUGCUGCUUCCGAAUCUCACUACUCUCUAUCUCACCAUAUAUAAAGAGUUCAGCGAUGAA
Molecule: messenger RNA, 1454 nt
Organism: Lentinula edodes (shiitake mushroom)
Lineage: Eukaryota; Fungi; Basidiomycota; Agaricomycetes; Agaricales; Omphalotaceae
Exons: 2
Coding region: 233-1168 (311 amino acids)
Source: RefSeq, a predicted model, not a curated record